Molecule: messenger RNA, 579 nt
Organism: Staurois parvus
Lineage: Eukaryota; Metazoa; Chordata; Amphibia; Anura; Ranidae
Source: the annotation of a GenBank genome assembly
AUGCGCUCCUCGGCCUCGGGUAAACUCACAACAGCACUUCAGCCAACACAGAGCUCCCCCCAGGGUCAGAAGAGAAGAUUCAUGGGAUGGAGCUGCCGAGGAGCAAGAUGCCGGACUGCUGGGAUACCAGGUACAGGCUUCCCGGCCCAGUGCAAGGCGGACGCUCCCGCAACCAAAGUCGAAGCAACCUGCAGCAAGGAUCGCGAGAGGGACAGGCAGCUGAUGCCCCCGCCUCCUGGACUUCCAGUACCGACCCAGAAAGACGGCGAAGACAAACCAUUUCCCCGCUCGUCCUCGGCCUUGGACGGUGAGUAUCCCAGCAGCAGCUGCUGCUUAUCCAAUCAGAAGUCAGGAGUGGGCCCAUUCCGGUUAUUUUUUGCUUUAAAAGGUGCCUGUGACCUAUGUGCACUCGAGGCAGCCAUCUUGUCUGCUUGGCCAAAGUCUCGGCUCGGCAACGGCGCCAACGAAUCGGCCCGAGACUUUCAGCACAGCACACAAAAAGCAGCUCCCUCCGUGGUGUGGAGGCGACAGGGACUCUUUAAAAAAAAUCCCUUGGCCUCAGAGCCAGGCCAUUGUAUA